AUGAUGUCCGAUUCCUUUGUCGACCACUUGACAGCUUCCGAUGGCGAAAAGCUGUGUUCAAUUGAAGCCAAAGCAGCCGUCAAAGAGACGGCCUUUGGCGUUCGUGACAUCCGCAUAGCCGAGGCGUUGCCCUUCAGCGACUCCCUCGCCUACCUCAACCUCACGACCCUGGAGGGCGAACGGCUCUGUGUGGAGAUUAGCGUGGAGGGCUUCAGGCCUGUCGGUAUUUUGCAAAAAUGGGUCGCGAUUGUUUACUUUAACAUCUUUGUUGAUGCCGCACGCGUAGAAUUUGCGGCCUUAGAUUGCCCUUUGCUGACCGGACUUCUGAUUGGUCUCUUUGUUGUGCUAAAAAGCUACGACGAUGUGAUUGGUCCAGUACCCCCUCCACCGAGUCACGAGGGCGCGGGAAGCCAUGUCGACGGGAGCGGGACUAAGGGGGACGAGGCCACACCCCAGCGGAGUCGGGAGGACGCAAAGCCCGCCGUGGCAGAGACCUACGAGACAAUAUACGCCCUGUUGUCAGCUCGCAGCGCUGGUUUCCGUCAUCGUUUCUCCGAGAAGUUGGCCGAGCGCCUCGCAGAACUGCAAUCGGAAACCAACUGA
Mesocestoides corti is the source of this 603-nucleotide messenger RNA. The record is from the annotation of a GenBank genome assembly. NCBI's taxonomy places the organism in Eukaryota, Metazoa, Platyhelminthes, Cestoda, Cyclophyllidea, Mesocestoididae.